Messenger RNA from Podospora pseudopauciseta, 270 nucleotides. RefSeq lists its product as uncharacterized. Lineage: Eukaryota; Fungi; Ascomycota; Sordariomycetes; Sordariales; Podosporaceae. The transcript has a single exon. The record is from RefSeq and is a predicted model, not a curated record. The coding region runs from base 1 to 270 and encodes 89 amino acids.
AUGGAGAUGCCACUGGUGGUUCACCGCCACACAACAUUGACGACCCCGAUGCCCUGGCAGGAUUUCGAGCCCAUUGGUUUCCACCCCGACGGUCUUCCACGGGGCGUGACAAGCAGUCUGGGAAGCCAUUCGCCAACGGGGACAUAUCCGGAGGUUCUUUCGCUUGGUGGCAGCAGCGAUAAUGGCUGGACCAUCAGACAUCUUCACACCUUCCAUCACCUCCCGUGCCACCAAGCCAUCGGCUGCUUCCUCGAAACCCGCCAACGAUAG